Camelina sativa (false flax) is the source of this 732-nucleotide messenger RNA. NCBI's taxonomy places the organism in Eukaryota, Viridiplantae, Streptophyta, Magnoliopsida, Brassicales, Brassicaceae. The record is from RefSeq and is a predicted model, not a curated record.
AUGAAAUGUGAUUGUGCCUUAGUUGGAAGCACUCUAUGGGCGUAUUUCAAUACUCAGAACAAAAAAAAGGCUAAUGUUACCACGUUGGCCCUGAAGAUCAUAAACAUGGGUUCACCCGAGCAACAUUCGAAAUACGCUUCAACAUGGUUUGUAAUUGCUUUGACAUGUGAAAAAUUGCAACAUGCUGCAUCCAUUUGGAAGUAGGUGAUUCAAAAUGAUGUUCAAGAAGAAAUUCUAUCUAAACCUCAAGGGAAGAGUUAUGCUCUCUCGGUGGGAGAAAUUUAUAGAGUAGUAAAAAAAUUUUGACCCUCAACAAGAUUAUAUAAACCAUUGAUUUUAUUAGAUCCAACGUCAUCCAAUGUGUUGGCUGUUCUGGACGAUUGUGUAAAGUUGUGGUUGAGCUCUGGACUAGUAGAAGGUCUGCUAAGUAAGUUCAUCCAUCAAGGCCUUGACCGUGAUGAUCUUGCCAAUCAACUUCUAAAAUCAAUUAAGUAUAUAGAUGAAGUUGACGCUUUCAUGCUUCACACCUCAGCUACAUCACCCGCGUGCUACAUCUUUGGCCUAAAUACCGACAUAAUAAUAGGAAUCAAGAUGGUUAAGUGGGACGAAAAGCAUUACUUGCUACCACUUGCGAAUUUAUGGGCUAAUCUGAUCAGCCGUGAUCAACCGCGUCUUCGUGGCCAACAUUUCCCUAUGUCUCUGAGAAGAAACCUACACGACACUCAUGACUAA